AUGUUUCCUCAACUUCCCUCCGAUUGCCUUAACGAAAUUUUCGAAUAUCUUGAAAAAGACAAGGUUACAUUACAUUCAUGUUUAUUAGUUAAUCGCCUUUGGUGUGAAACUUCCGUCAAAAUCUUAUGGAGGAAUGUUUGGUUUGACUAUCACGUUUACGUAUUAUACCGAUUGAAAGCGUUAUCACAAAUUCUUGGAACAUUAGUUUCCUGCCUUCCUAUCGAAUCCAAAAGACUUUUACAUAAAAAUAAAAUCUUUAUUGAUACACCAACUUCAAAAUCACCAUUAUUUAAUUACGCUUCUUUUGUUAAGGUGCUCUCAAUUUAUGAAAUAGAUCAAAUCGUACAACAUGCUCUUGAAAGUCAACAAUUCAAUACUUUGAGGAGUUUGAAUUAUAAUAAAUUUUUGAUAACGCAGGAAAUAUUGAAGAUGUUCAUGUCACAGAUGUCUCCGUUAAAGGAACUAAUUUAUCAUUCCGAAUUUGAAGAGAUUCCAUGUGUACACUUUGCAUAUUUCCCUGGUGCGAUCAAUUGUUUAAAAUUCCUCCAAGUAUUCAUCUGUAGCUCCGAUUUGUACUCCGAGUUUUAUUACCAAUUAUCUCAAGUUUGUCAACAAAUACAAUCUCUUACUAUAAGAUUUAAGGCGAUCUUCUCAAACGGGCUAAAAGAUUUGAUCUAUUUACAAAAUAAUCUGGAGUUUCUAACCUUAACUCAUUCUGAUGGCUGGACGAACGCUACGGAUAUUUCACCCUUAUUUACAAAACAUUCCAACAAUUUAACCAAAUUAGAGAUACGCGGGGACUUUCCAUUAAUGUUUAUUUCUAUAUUUACAAAUUUACGAGAAUUAAUCUUAUCCCCUUUUGGUGAUCGUAAGGAUUUACAAUAUGUGAUCAUUCCACAAUUAAAGAACUUCAGAUUUUCGUAUGGAUUUCCGGAACCCGAAUACCUGUCAAAAUUCCUAGAAAAUAAUGGUGGCAAUUUAGAGGAACUUUAUCUUAAUGCCAGUGAGGAUUCAUUAAAUUCAACGAUUGCCAAAUUUUGCCCGAAACUCAAAUUACUAUUUACAAUAUUUAUGGAAGACGAAUUAGAAACGUUGAAAGGAAUUUUGAAUGGUUGUAAACUUUUAGAAAGUCUCAAGGUUUGGUGUGGCGAAAAGUAUUUAAAGGAAGAACAAUUGUUGGAGAUUGUUUCAAAGUAUUCACCAAAAAAUUUUUACGAGUUAAAAAUAUUUUAUAUAUGUAAUGUGGGGAAAGAAUUAUAUCCGAAGGAAUUAGAAUCUUUUUUUAUAAAUUGGAUGAAUCGUACACCACAACAAUUACUUUCUUUCGUUAUUAUCAAAGGAUAUAAUAGUUCAAAUAGUUUGGUGGAUAAUAGAGGAAAUUUGGAAGUCGUUGAAAAGUAUAGAUCGUUGGGUAUUUUUAGAAAAUUUAGAGCCGUAACGUUUGAAGAAGAUUAA
This is a messenger RNA of Funneliformis caledonium, 1455 nucleotides long. NCBI's taxonomy places the organism in Eukaryota, Fungi, Glomeromycota, Glomeromycetes, Glomerales, Glomeraceae. The record is from the annotation of a GenBank genome assembly.